UUUAGUUCUUACUAACGUUUUGUGACUGAAUGAUCAUUCCUUGACAGUUGCCGCAGCAAGAAAACUCAUAUGAUUGCGGCCUUUUUCUACUUCACUAUCUAGAGCUCUUCCUGGCUGAAGCUCCUCUUAAUCUCAAUCCAUUCAAACUACCCAGAUUCUCCAACUUUCUCAAUUUGGACUGGUUUCCACCUGCGGAGGCUUUUCUCAAGCGAACUGUUAUCCAGAGGUUAAUCUUUGACCUCGUGGAAAAUCACAGUGCACAUGAAGUGUUUUCCUCUGACUACAGUGAUGACCACCACUACUCACAAAAUAAUGAGAACAGAACUGGCGUUCAAUGUCCUGAAACCAAUGGGGAGUCAUCAACUUCGCAUUCUGGCCAGGGAAUAGAAAUCACUCUACUGUCUGCAUCAUCAUCUUUGGAUCCUCAAUCUUUUAACACUUCAGGCAUGGUUCUUAAGGAGUUUUUUGACCCAGAAGCUACAGCAGGAACUUUGCUGGGACAUUGCGAAUAUUUUGACCGGCGGUCAUCUGAUCAUUGUCUCAAUGGUUCAAUAUUUUCAAUAGAGGAACAUACAGGUCUCAGUGAGCGACUUAUGUAUACAACUACAGAUCUGGAAUUACACCGCAAUCAUGUUCAUUGCCAUACUUACCAGGCGGUUGUGGUCAUAGAGCAAAAAUCUCUAUACAAGCAGAGCAUGACAAGGCUGAGUUAUCUCUUGAUACAUCUGGUUGUGCAUCAGAUGAUUUGGAUGACAUAUGGGUUAUUGAAAAUUGCCCAAAUAGAAAUGAAGCAAAAUCAACUUAUGAAGAUGAGCAAUGUGAAAAAAAGACACUCAAAUACGAUGUGGGCUGGCAACAAUAAAGGAGUUCAACACUCAUUAUUUCAACAAACACCAACAAUACAAUUGCAUCAAGUUUCUGAAGCAGCAGAUGACAAUGUCACACGUGAUAGUCUUCAGAUGAUUGAAGAUAUUGGAACUGAUAUUUUUGAGGAACCAGUUUCAAAGAAGAGACGGGCUAUGGUUCAUCACUUUCGCCUUGCAGAGCCAUAGCCCGCCUCUUCUUUGAAACUGGUUCCUCAAAAAUAUCAGCUCCAAUAUCAAUUCCAUUGGAUUCUGUCAGGAUUUCAUCACUUUCGCCUUGCAGAGCCAUAGGCCGCCUCUUCUUUGAAACUGGUUCCUCAAAAAUAUCAGUUCCAAUAUCAAUUCCAUUGGAUUCUGUCAGGAUUUCAUCACUUUCGCCUUGCAGAGCCAUAACCCGGCUCUUCUUUGAAACUGGUUCCUCAAAAAUAUCAGUUCCAAUAUCAAUUCCAUUGGAUUCUGUCAGGAUUUCAUCACUUUCGCCUUGCAGAGCCAUAGCCCGCCUCUUUGAAACUGGUUCCUCAAAAAUAUCAGCUCCAAUAUCAAUUCCAUUGGAUUCUGCCGGUUAUGGCUCUGCAAGACGAAAGUGAUGAAAUCUUGACAGAAUCCAAUGGAAUUGAUAUUGGAACUGAUAUUUUUGAGGAACCAGUUUCAAAGAAGAGCCGGUUAUGGCUCUGCAAGGCGAAAGUGAUGAAAUCCUGACAGAAUCCAAUGGGAUGACUUCUUUUGCCUAAAUAUAUAAUUCCGAUUUAUUUAUAGGUUUUACUUUGCCAACAUGUGAAUAGGGUCAUUGGUUGGUUGGUAGUAGGGAUUACUUCCAUAAUUCUAUAAGGCUUUUUUUUUUAUCAUGUAAAUUUUAUAGUUUAAGGGUUUUGGAUUGACUAAAUUCUUUUUCAAUUGAAUAUACGUUAGAAAUAUAGAUAUUAAGUUACAGAUCUGAGUCUAACUCAUUUUGCUUAAAGUAUUUAAUGAAUAUAAAAUUUA
Messenger RNA from Gastrolobium bilobum, 1844 nucleotides. RefSeq lists its product as uncharacterized. Bases 447 to 1052 code for a protein of 201 amino acids. Lineage: Eukaryota; Viridiplantae; Streptophyta; Magnoliopsida; Fabales; Fabaceae. The transcript has 4 exons. The record is from RefSeq and is a predicted model, not a curated record.